AUUAUUGCUAUCACCAUGUUCAUCCCAUCCUUGUUCACCACCAAAUCAACGCAGCCAUGCUGCCGAGAACGGACUCGCAAGCGCGGCCUUCUCUUCUUCCGCAAGUCACCGCCAUCUCCAUGCGUGUCCAUGACCACAGAAGCCAUCGACAAGAGCGUGGCCAAGUGCGCUACGAUCGUGGGAGGGCGUUGCGUGCCUUUCGAGUCCCACGACGUUGUGCGGCUCAAACGACUUCGCAAGCUGUGGCAAACGCUAAGUCCAGUCGACGAGUCGUGCUGCAGUCGUAGCCAUCAAGUUAGACGUGGUGUGCCAACCACCUUGGAGCUAUGUGAAGACUGCCAGGGACACCAGUUUACCAAGUCGGCGCCCGACGUCACAGUACUUGUCACAGACGUUGCAUUAACAUACUAUAAGCCCCCGACCGCACAGUGGAUAGCAUGAAUUUAAUGAACUCUUCCGUAGAAUCAAUGUAUGACUGAC
Molecule: messenger RNA, 480 nt
Organism: Aphanomyces astaci
Lineage: Eukaryota; Oomycota; Saprolegniomycetes; Saprolegniales; Verrucalvaceae
Exons: 1
Coding region: 16-441 (141 amino acids)
Source: RefSeq, a predicted model, not a curated record